GAGGAAAGCAGCAUCGCAGUCAGACAAGCCAGCUGACAAAAAGGAAGAGGAAAGCCAAAACGAUGAUGCUAGCACCUCUCCUUCACCCAGUACACGCGGUCCCGCCCAGCAGCAGCAAAACUCAUCAGACUCUGGGAAGAAGCCAUGGGAAAGGAGCAAUUCUGUUGAAAAGCCUGUAUCUUCAUUACUUUCCAGAAAUCCAUCAGUGGUGAAGAGCUGUGAAGCUAAGAGCCCCACACAAUCCCACGUGUCUUCUAGGAUGAAGCCAGUGAGCAGCAGCAAUGACAUGGCUAUGGAUGCCUUAGAUUUUGAUCGAAUGAAACAGGAAAUAUUGGAGGAAGUUGUAAGAGAGUUACACAAAGUGAAAGAGGAGAUAAUUGAUGCCAUACGGCAGGAGUUGAGUAGAAUCAGUACAACAUAAUGAUUGCAAAGCAUUUGGACGGUACUAAGAAUGCUAGGAAGAUCGGAUCAUUUCUAAGUGUACCAAGGUCAUGCAAGAUGGUGAGAGAGGACACCGGCACUGUCUUUGUUCUUAUACCCUUUUUAUUAGCAGACUCAGCACACUUUGAAGCUUGCUGCUGCCUUGGAUUCGCUUCAUUUUAAAAGUCUUAAUCUAAAGAAUAUUAAAUUUUAAAUUUCUGGAUUUUUUAGAUUUCAUCUGACACUGCACAUUGGAUUUGUCAGCCUUUUUUGUAUUUUGUAUUUGCUUAUUUAAAUGUAUUACCUUUCUUUUUAGUAGUAGAUAAGAACACAUGUGAACCAUUUGCUUUUGAUAGAUGACUUCAAAGUAAUUUUACUAGUAGUCUGCAAUGUAAAUGAAGAUCCUUUGCCAACAGAAAUGUAUUGUGGCAUCACCAGAAGAAACAGAGACAUGUUAGUUGUCAGCCAAUAAGUUCUUUGUCUCAGAGUUAUCACAAUAUAAAAAAAAAUGGUACGUCAGUGCAUCACAGUAUCUGUGUUCAUAUUGGUAAUAAACUGUUUAUUGUCCACAUG
Molecule: messenger RNA, 993 nt
Organism: Tauraco erythrolophus (red-crested turaco)
Lineage: Eukaryota; Metazoa; Chordata; Aves; Musophagiformes; Musophagidae
Source: RefSeq, a predicted model, not a curated record